AAAUUUAAGACAAGAAAAUACGUGGCCUUAAGAUUCAUGUUCAGAUCUUCUGUGCCUUGUUUUCGCUUGCCAUCGCCACCAAAGUCGACUACUCGGGGCAUAUGGUAAUUCGAGUAGUCCCGCAGACAGAGGAGCAGGUGAAAUUUUUAAGCGCUUUGGAAUCAAGCAGCUCUAUCGAUUUCUGGACACGCUCAGUCGCCGCUAAUCGAUUCACCGACAUUCACGUCAGUCCCGAAUCAUACAAUCGUGUUGCACGAGCUUUGCUUGAACAUGGCAUGAACCACAAAAUUCAUAUUGCUAACCUGGGCGUAUUGGGAAAAGAAGAACAGCAGAGCAUCGCUCUUCGCCGAGCACUUGCCAGUAACAACAAGGCCAUCGACGUGGAAAACUAUCACACCUACGAGGAGAUCAUGGCUUACUUGGCCGAUUUGGCUAGCACCAACCCAUUGGUAUCUACAUUGGUAGCAGGUACCAGUGUCGAAGGCCGUCAAAUCGUUCAGGGACCGACCAUCAGUAGCGAUCGUUCUGCUAACAAACCGAUUGCUUGGUUUGAUUGCAUCAUUCACGCCAGGGAAUGGAUCACUGCGGCUACUUGCGUCUGGAUCAUCGAUACGAUCACCAGUGGAUAUGCUGGAACUGACGCCGAGAUCACUGCGCUCGUUGAUCAAUACGACUGGAAGUUUGUGCCUGUUGCUAAUCCGGACGGCUACGCCAACAGCUGGAGCAAUGACAGAUUGUGGCGAAAAAAUCGUGCGAUUAACAGUGGCUCUGCCUGCGUCGGUGUUGAUCUCAAUCGCAACUUCCCGUCUGGUUUUGGUGGGGAAGGAUCCUCCAACCUACCUUGCUCAGAGACCCAUCAUGGAGUUUCAGCCUUGUCCGAGCCGGAGUCUCAGACUUUGGACGCUCUAAUUGCUGCUGAUCGUGGAAGGGUCAAGGCAGCCAUUUCUAUGCAUUCCUACUCCCAACUCUGGCUAUCAUCGUACUCUUAUUCAAGUGCUCUGCCGGUCGAGUACCCUGAAAUGAUGAAUGCCAUGAAAGCAGGCGUUGAUGCACUCGUUGCUACUUAUGGAACCCCUUACGAAUACGGUAGCACAGGCACCGUCCUUUACAUCGCAUCGGGCACUACUACGGAUCAUUAUUAUGAAAACGAAGGCGUUGUCCAUUCGUACACGAUUGAGCUCCGCGAUAAAGGACGGUACGGAUUUCAACUGCCGGCAUCACAAAUUGUAUCGACGGCCACUGAAACCUGGAACGGAAUCAAGGCGUUCAUGAAUGCUAUUUAAUUGACAAAAGGAGCAAAACUGUUGGACGGUGUUGAGUUGAACGAAUGCGACAUUGGAAAUUGAGGCUUAUGCAAUAAAAGAUUUAAUCGGGAAAUAAUAUACUCUGAAAUCGAA
Messenger RNA from Daphnia magna, 1397 nucleotides. Its product is annotated as carboxypeptidase A1-like. The transcript has 10 exons. The coding region runs from base 102 to 1283 and encodes 393 amino acids. NCBI's taxonomy places the organism in Eukaryota, Metazoa, Arthropoda, Branchiopoda, Diplostraca, Daphniidae. The record is from RefSeq and is a predicted model, not a curated record. Gene Ontology annotation, biological process: proteolysis. Gene Ontology annotation, molecular function: zinc ion binding; metallocarboxypeptidase activity.